AAAUGUCUAUGGUCGGAUUCCUUUUUCAUUCGACACGAGGUGUUUCUAAUGUUUUGAAUUUAUUUUCCAUGUUUUUCUUGUAAUCAUUACGAAAAUAAUAUUCAGUCUGUUUGAACAUAACAUUGAUUUCCAUAUAAUAUUUUUGGAAUGCGUUAGUAUUUGUUUAAUAACUCGUAAUAGUCGGUUUUAGUAGUUUCACCAGCACCGGGUGGAUGGUGGAACUAUCAUUAAUUGCAUAUAAAUUCUUUCAAGUUUCUUUUGAUAUAAAAAUAUUUUAUAAAAUUUCAUUUUAGUAUCUUGUGACACAGCGAACAUGAAGUAAAAGAUCAUUCUAUGGGGAUUGUUUUAUUGCAAGGAGUUGUGAGAUUGAACGGCAAUGAAUGUGGGCGGAGUUGGUGUAGAAGUGGCAGGGGAGGUGGCACUGAUAGCUGAUGAACUCAGCCGUGCAGUAGAGCUGACUCUUAACCCAGCCGCAUCGCAUGAGGCACGCAGCCAAGCCUACAACGCUUGUGAAAAUUUCAAAGAGAAUUCACCAUGGUGUGCCCAAGCUGGUCUGAUACUGGCCAGUGGAAGCCAGUAUUCUCCUGUAGUGAAACACUGUGGCCUACAAUUGAUGGAGCACACUGUCAAGUACAGAUGGACCCAAAUUACCCAAGCUGAGAAGAUCUUUAUUAAGGAAAAUGCAAUGAAGCUCCUCUACAUGGGUGGAUGGGGAACGAGGCAUCUGAAUGAUGCAUUGGCUAGGGUGAUAGUGGAGAUGAUCAAGCGUGAGUGGCCGCAGCAAUGGCCGACGUUGCUCGCAGAGCUCAGCGACGCAUGCGCGAGUGGACAUGAGCAGACACAGAUCGUGCUCCACGUGUUCCUGAGGCUGGUGGAAGAUGUGGCUACACUACAGACUCUGGAACAACACCAGCGUCGCAAGGACAUAUAUCAGGCGCUGACGAGCAACAUGUCGGAGAUAUUCGCGUUCUUCAUGCGGCUGAUCGAGUUGCACGUGCAGGAAUUCAGGGAGAAGACUGCGGCCGGUGACUAUAACGCGGCCGCGAGCAACGAGAGGGUUGUACAGGUGGUGCUCCUAACAUUAACUGGUUUUGUGGAGUGGGUAUCCACAAACCACGUGGUGAUGAACAACGGCCGCCUCCUGCAGAUCCUGUGUAUCCUACUUCAGGACGGAGUGUUCCAGUUAGCUGCAGCCGAAUGUCUUUUGCAAGUUGUCAAUAGGAAAGGCUCAGCUAAAGAGAGGAAGCCGCUGAUGAUAUUGUUCAGUGAGGACGCGAUAUCAUGCAUCCAUCGAGCCGCUCUCGCCGCCAUUAAUACUGUCGACGAAGCGCAUUAUUUGUUCCUAAAGAAAUUGUCUCAGGUGUUAGUAGGUUUAGCGCAACAACUCACAUCACUAUGGAGCAACGCCACCAACGUGGAGUCAUGGCUGCCCGUGCUGUUAGAGACGAUGCUGCUGCUGACGUCCCACGCGUCGCUCACGCUCGCCCACACCGCCAACAACGUGUGGCUCGCGUUCAUCAAGCACGAGCAGAUCAGCAAGCAGCCGCACGUGCUGGCCGUGGUGCCGAGGUGGCUGCAGGCCGCCGCGCCUAAAGUACUCAAGGUGACAUACCCGUCGUCUCGAGUGAGCGGCGCGACCGACGCCAUAGCAUACGCUUGUAUGGACUACGACUCCGAACAAGAGUUCGCUAUAUUCUUCAACCGUUGUCGGACCGAGAUAUUAGAUAGUUUUAGGUAUUGUAUGACAGCUGCCCCACUAGUCACGUGGUCGUACGUAGAACAAUGGACGCAGGCGGCGCUAGACAAGGUGGACACGUGCCCGCCCAACUUGGACGCUCAGCACCCCCUCUAUAUUGAAUGGGAGGCGUUGUCGCAGGUGUUGGACGUGGUGCUGUCGCGGCUGCUGCAGGCGGAGCCGCGGCCGAGCGUGUCGGCGGGCCUCACGCUGCUGCGGCGCUGCGUGGCGUGCGACCCCGCCGACCCGCUCAUACUCUCUUUAUUGUUGUCGCUUAUAUCGGCGCUCUUCGUCUUCCUCAGCUGUGCCUAUAGUCAAAUUGCAGGCGCGGGCGCGGGUGCGGCGGGUGCAGAGCUGCUGCCGCGCGUGCUGGACAAGGUGUUCGCGGCGCUGGUGUUCGAGCAGCACGCGCACGCGCACGCGGGGCAGCCUCCGCACGCACGCCGUUCGCGCAGCGUCAAAAACGUGCGCCGACACGCCGCCGGGUUGCUUGUUAAACUCGGAUCAAAGUACCCGCUCCUCCUGCUGCCGGUGUUCGGUCGGCUGCAUGAGAUGUGCCGCGCGGCGCUGGCGCGGCCCGACCUGAGCGUGGUGGAGAGCGUGACGCUGCAGGAGGCGCUGCUGCUCGUCUCCAACCACUUCUGCUGCUACGAGAGGCAGAGUGCACUCGUCGCUGAGGUGCUUGGCGACUGCAGCUCCCGUUGGGCAUCACUGAGCCCGCAUGUGAGUACAGCGGCGGGUCUGGCGCGACUGGUGGGGCUGGACGCGGCGCCCGCUGACGGCGACGCGGAUGACGAACGUGGCCUUGCGCGUCGGCACCUGCUGCACGCUCUCACGCUGCUACUCGGCGUCGUGAAGCGCACACAGGUGCCCGCCGACCCGGACAAAGCAUCCCGUGGUGGUUUCGGUGGCGGCGUGACGGCGGCGGGCAACCCGGUGUGGCGCAACCCGUGCGCAGCGCACGUGCUGCCGCUGUUCCCGGGCGCGCUGGCGCUGUGUCGCGCGCUGCACGAGCUGCACGCGCCGGGUGCACGCGCGCUGCGCCACGCCGCACACGCGCAUGCGCUGCGCCCGCCGCCCGCCGAGCGACGCAACCUGCUCGGCCUGCGCGACCCACGCGACGCGCCGCCGCCGCCGAGAGACGCCGACGCGCCGCGACCGCUGCCGCACCACCGCAUGCAGGCCUAUCUGCACACACUACACGACAAUGUGUGUCACCUGGUGGGUGCAGCGGCGACGACGCUCGGUCGCGAGCUGUACGCAGUGCCGGGCCUGACCCGCUACCUGACUGGCUCUCUGCUGUUCGGACUAGAGCAUCUGCCCGACCACUGGCUUCGACCCAUCGUACGCAACGCACUCAAGCCGCUCAUACUGCACUGUCCGCCGGCGCAUUACGCCGACGUGGCGCUGCCAUUGCUAGAACAUUUUGGUCCCUUCAUGCUAAUGCAUCUAACGCACCGGUGGGAAUAUAUCACAGCGCUAUACGAGUCUGGUAAACUAGAGGAGACAGAAAGCGGCAGCGAAUCACAAGAGGUGCUCGAGGACAUACUCGUGCGGAAUCUCACGCGAGAGCACUUAGAAGUAGUUAAAGUGUCGUUGGUGGAGGGCGGCGUGGUGACGGAGGCGUGCGCGGGCGACAUGGAGGAGGACUCGCCCGCGCCGCCCGCCGCUCCGCAGCGCGCUCCCGAGACCGUGUCGGAGCUGGGCGCGCUGGUGCUGGCGCACCCGCUGGCCGGGCCCGCCGCGCUGCACACGGUGCUGCGCGCGCUCACCUGGGGCGACUCGACUUCGUCGCUGCGCGCGUGCGCACUGGCGCUGCCUGCGCUGGUGUCGGCGCUGGGCGGUAGCGGCGCGGGAGGCGCGGGCGGCUGGGCGGGCGCGGCGGAGGCGGCAGGCGCGCUAGCGGCGGCGCUGCACGCGCUACGCACGCACGGACAGCACGACGCCAACCAGGCCGCACUACUCGCACUCGCCGUGCAGACGUACGAAGUACUACGGCCACGUUUCCCAAGCAUAGCCAACGUGUUGCGCGCCAUCCCGGACGUGGACGCGCACGAUCUGCAACGACUUGAUGACAAAAUUGCCGCCAACCCCGGCAAACCCGCCAAGAUAGACAAGGGCAAGCGCGACUUGUUCAAGAAAAUUACUUCUAGGUUAAUCGGACGCAACGUAGGUCAGUUGUUCAAGAAGGAAGUGUUUAUUCUGGACCUGCCUACGAUGCACACUCCUAAAGAGAAGCCGCGCAGCGCCGUGGAGUCUGCGGAAGGCGCCGGCCUCGAAAACCUAUUUGCACCCAGCGCGACCACCUAACCACAGCCAAUUAGCCAUACUACUACUUACUUACUGUGAAUGUACUAUAUGUUAUUAAAUUAUAUUAUUAAAGUUUAUAUGCUUUUAUUAA
Messenger RNA from Manduca sexta (tobacco hornworm), 4136 nucleotides. RefSeq names its product exportin-5 (gene Ranbp21). Gene Ontology annotation, biological process: RNA export from nucleus; protein export from nucleus. Gene Ontology annotation, cellular component: RNA nuclear export complex; nucleus; cytoplasm. Gene Ontology annotation, molecular function: nuclear export signal receptor activity; RNA binding; small GTPase binding. The transcript has 19 exons. NCBI's taxonomy places the organism in Eukaryota, Metazoa, Arthropoda, Insecta, Lepidoptera, Sphingidae. Bases 377 to 4045 code for a protein of 1222 amino acids. The record is from RefSeq and is a predicted model, not a curated record.